Molecule: messenger RNA, 1966 nt
Organism: Lotus japonicus
Lineage: Eukaryota; Viridiplantae; Streptophyta; Magnoliopsida; Fabales; Fabaceae
Product: integrin-linked protein kinase 1
Exons: 12
Coding region: 247-1617 (456 amino acids)
Biological process (GO): protein phosphorylation
Molecular function (GO): ATP binding; protein binding; protein kinase activity
Source: RefSeq, a predicted model, not a curated record
GAUCUGCAACCUACUGCGGCGUACGUUAGUCAGUCUUCUCUACUUUGCACCGCGUUGCUUCUUUCACCUGCGCUGGCAAACUUUACAGACACGUUAACGCGCUUAACUCGCCGCGUAAACCCCACCGCCUCCUCUUCUUCUUCCUCCUCAGUUCAACAUUGAACAUUCAUCACACUCAUCAUCAAUUCAUCAUCAUCACAAUUCAAGUUCUCCAAUCUUCUUCUGAUUUCUUUCUUUCUUUCUUCAAUGGAAUCGAAAAACCCCAUAAGGUUUACGCUGGGGAAGCAGUCAUCGCUGGCGCCAGAACGCCACAGUGAAGAAACGGAUACACACAGCGAUGGGGUUGCUAUUGAUUCGGGAGUGAGGUUGAUGUAUUUGGCCAACGAAGGCGAUCUCGAUGGGAUCCGUGAGGUUUUGGAAUCGGGUGUCAGUGUCAAUUUCAGGGAUAUUGAUGGCCGCACUGCUCUUCAUAUUGCGGCGUGUCAGGGUUUGACUCAUGUUGUUGCUUUGUUGCUCGAGAAAGGUGCUCAGGUUGAUACUAAAGAUCGAUGGGGUAGCACGCCACUUGCAGAUGCUAUAUUCUAUAAAAACAAUGAUGUGAUCAAACUAAUGGAGAAGCAUGGAGCAAAGCCUCUGAUGGCCUCUAUGCAUGUUAAUCAUGCACGUGAAAUCCCAGAAUAUGAAAUCGAUCCUAAAGAACUUGAUUUUACCAACAGUGUGGAGAUAUCAAAGGGGACUUUCUGUAGUGCAUUGUGGCGUGGGACCGAGGUUGCGGUAAAAAAGCUUGGGGAGGAUGUGCUUAUUGAUGAGGAGAAAGUGAAGGCUUUCAGAGACGAGCUUGCUCUUUUCCAGAAGAUCCGGCAUCCAAAUGUAGUCCAAUUUCUGGGUGCUGUGACACAGAGUAGUCCAAUGAUGAUUGUGACAGAAUAUCUUCCCAAGGGAGAUCUUCGUGAUUACUUGAACAGAAAAGGAGCUCUGAAACCAAGUACAGCUGUGAGAUUUGCACUUGAUAUUGCUAGGGGAGUUGGUUAUUUGCAUGAAAAUAAACCAUCACCUAUUAUACAUCGUGAUCUUGAGCCUUCUAAUAUAUUGCGGGAUAAUUCUGGGCACCUAAAAGUUGCAGACUUUGGGGUUAGCAAGUUGCUGGCAGUUAAAGAAGACAGGCCUCUAACUUGCCAAGAUACUUCUUGCCGCUAUGUCGCUCCAGAGGUUUUCAAACAAGAAGAAUAUGGCACCAAAGUUGAUGUGUUCUCAUUUGCACUAGUUCUGCAAGAGAUGAUUGAAGGCUGCCCACCAUUUCAUGCAAAGCGUGAAAAUGACGUUCCUAAGGUAUAUGCUGCUAAAGAGCGGCCCCCAUUCCACGCUCCAGCCAAGCGUUAUUCCCAUGGACUUCGAGAAUUGAUUGAAGAGUGCUGGAAUGAGAACCCAGCAAAGCGGCCAACAUUUAGGCAAAUAAUAAUUAAGCUGGAGUCCAUCUACAACACAAUUGGUCAAAAAAGACGUUGGAAGGUUAGACCAUUGAAAUGCUUCCAGAAUCUGGAAGCCUUAUUGAAGAGGGAUCAUUCAGAUAGAAGCAGUAGGGGCGGUUCAUCUCGCUCCACAGCCAGCCGUAAAUAAAGGAAAAUAUUGUUCUGUAACUUAAUACUGGCGUAAAGAUAGCAAGCAGAUUUGACUUCUUCAUCAGAGCAUUGCAACGUUUUCUCGUGUAUUCCCAGGUUCAUGAUUGUGUUUAUAGUUUUCAAAGAUUCUUUAUAUUAGUCAACGAUUUGUUUCCAACAUCAUUCUAUCUGGCCAUAGAACAUCAUGUAACAUAACACAUAAUAAAGAGGAAUUUUCUCCUUGUUGUGUACAUUGUGUAUGUAUUCUAUGUAGAAAGACUUGUUUUGGGUAAACAUAUGAUGUAAGUCUUUAAUAAUUGAUGAAAUUGUUCAAUGGGAAAAUGAGAACAAGAGCCUUUUAACUGAAA